AUGGACUAUAUCAUAAACCGUUUUCGCAAGGAAGACCCAACAAAGACCUCUAAGCUGUCGUUAGUUGUGAAGCGUGAUCUACGCAGUAUCAUAAAGAAACAUGAUGACGACCUUACUUCUUUGCAACUGCGCUUUGGCGAGCGUAAUCCAGACGUUGGAAUCAGGUGCUUGCAGCUACCCGAAGAUCCCAGUGGAAUGGGUAUCUGUGGACUAGUCACCCUGAUGGUAUCAGAUGAGAAGGAUCGCGGUCUCCCAGGAGGGUCAGCACAAGUAGUUAUGAACCUUUCUUCCCAGUGGAACAAUGACAAAAGCAGAUGUCCAGAGGUUGUUCAUGGAAGUGAGGAGUUUAUUGCCCAAUUUUUCCCUACGACCAUGAUGACAGAUGAGGCCCGUGUUUUUACAAUGGAUUCUGUGCUGUUCUCCCGGAAGCGCGUUCCAUAUAUGGCAAACGUGGGAAAGGAAAACAAUAGAGCUUGUGAAGGCAUCAUUGCGCUCGAAGGUCAACAGCGCACUCCAACUCUUGCUAAAAGAGGUCAACUGGGCGAGUUCGAGAGGCGUUCCGUAGAAAUACUUAUGUAUGUCCGCGAAAAAAAUCAAGGGCUCCUGGCUACUUAUCUUGAGAGGAACUACCUUGGUACUAGUUUUUACUAUAUGGUGGAUACUUGA
Cooperia oncophora is the source of this 666-nucleotide messenger RNA. NCBI's taxonomy places the organism in Eukaryota, Metazoa, Nematoda, Chromadorea, Rhabditida, Trichostrongylidae. The record is from the annotation of a GenBank genome assembly.